This is a messenger RNA of Vicia villosa (hairy vetch), 758 nucleotides long. RefSeq names its product small ribosomal subunit protein uS10y-like. The transcript has 4 exons. Bases 204 to 572 code for a protein of 122 amino acids. Gene Ontology annotation, biological process: translation. The record is from RefSeq and is a predicted model, not a curated record. NCBI's taxonomy places the organism in Eukaryota, Viridiplantae, Streptophyta, Magnoliopsida, Fabales, Fabaceae. Gene Ontology annotation, molecular function: structural constituent of ribosome. Gene Ontology annotation, cellular component: cytosolic small ribosomal subunit; ribosome.
ACACCCCUUUCUUGUUUACACAAAAAUAAAAACAACACCUAUUGUUCAAAAAGGUCCAAGGAACCCUAGCAGCUUGCAGCGUCGUCAGCUAUUCUUCUUCACCGCCUCCCUUACCUCCCUAAACCACCACGGCCGCCAAUUUCCAGCACGGAAGUUUCUCAAUAUUUCUCAUCUCGUUAAAAAGAAGUGUUGUAAUCUGAAAAAUGGCGUACGCAGCUGUGAAACCCACAAAGGUUGGUUUGGAGGACUCUCAGGAGCAGAUCCACAAGAUUAGAAUCACUCUUUCCUCCAAACAUGUCCAAAAUCUUGAGAAGGUUUGUGCUGAUUUGGUUCGUGGUGCAAAGGACAAGCAUCUCAGGGUCAAGGGACCGGUCAGGAUGCCUACUAAAGUUCUUCAUAUCACUACAAGGAAGUCCCCAUGUGGUGAAGGUACCAACACCUGGGAUAGAUUUGAACUCCGUGUGCACAAGAGAGUCAUUGACCUUUACAGUUCCCCUGAUGUGGUUAAACAGAUUACUUCCAUCACCAUUGAACCUGGUGUUGAGGUUGAGGUGACCAUUGCCGACGCUUGAUCUUGAACCAAGUUUUAACUUGUUAUGUUUCCUAGUUCUUUUGUCCUCUUAUAUUUUGACAGUUUUGGUUGAGACUAAGUUGGACUGUUUUUUCUGUUGUGGAAUUUGAUAGAGCCUGAAGAAUUGCUAUGUUUUAGAUUCCUAUCAAAUUGAGUUACUUUCUAUUUAUAAUAUUUUUCUUUACAA